ACUGUCCAACUAUGCUUUUAACUUCCCUUUUCCUUUUAACUUUGACUGUCUGAUUUUAGAAAACGAACUCUAACACAAUAGCUUGCGUAACUGAAAUUAGAGCUUUAAAUGGAAUUGCAUGGUACAUUUAUUCCUUUACUGCUGUUUUGUACCACACAGUUGAAGAUUCUUCAGGGUCAGAGAGUUGUCACUGAUGGUGAAGUCAUUGGGUACCAGAAUCACGAUGUCACACUGUCAUGCCACUACAUCAAGAAAAACAAAGAGGACAAUUUACUUCAAGUUCAGUGGACCUGGCAAAAUCAUUCCAAUAAACAUGAUCCUAUAUUAAUCAUAAUCAAUCAUCGAGAACAUGGCACGACUGUGCAUAAAACAUCCCUGAAAGAAAGAGUCAGUUUCAUAAAAAAAAACAAUUUGACCAUUGAUGCCUCCAUCAACAUCAUAGAUGUGAAAAUGACUGAUCAGGGAGUCUACAGAUGUCUCUACAUAACGUACCCUAGUGGGACAAUAACAGGAACAACCACUCUUAAAGUGAAAGAAGGAGAGCCUCUUGCUCUGUCCAUUGCUGGGAUUGCUGGAAUCGUGACUGUAGUGAUCAUUAUUAUUCUUCUGGCUUCUGCGAGCUAUUUACUUCUCCUUAAGAGACGACGAGCUGCCAGUACUUCUGCAUAUUAUGUUACCCAGAGCCCUGUUGAACUUAACCAGGAAGAAGUCACAUAUGCUGAUGUCACGAUACUAAGGCCGGACAAAGUCAACAGAAACACCUUGCUUACAGGAGACGUUGAAUAUGCUGCUGUUUCCUUUAGCGGGUAUUCAGGAAUGACAUCACAGCAAGGAUCAGCCAAUCCGCUUGCUUGUCGUGCUCACACAGAAGAGCAUGGAUCUGUGUACGCGGAGGUGAAAAAAGAUUAUUAAGUUCUUAUAAAUAUAGAAUCCACCAGUUUUUAUGUAAAAAACAAGAUUUAAUUACAAAACAAUGUGUUUUUACAAUUUUUAAUGUGGCAAAAAAGAGAAGAUGCUGACUGCGGAAUCUCUAAAAUGUCUCGUCUGCUCUUUUAGUGGUAGACAUGGUCUUUAAAACAUGAUGACUAAAGCAACAUAUCAGUCUGUAUGUAAUCUAUGCAAGAGGCUCAUGUCUGACAACAACUUCUCAAAACCUAUACUCUUUAUUCCCUAUUUUGUAAUGUUGCAAUAUGUCUGUAUUAUGAUAUUUCGUUAAGACAAAUAAAUAAAAAAACUCAA
Messenger RNA from Triplophysa dalaica, 1239 nucleotides. RefSeq lists its product as uncharacterized. Gene Ontology annotation, cellular component: adherens junction. Gene Ontology annotation, biological process: heterophilic cell-cell adhesion; homophilic cell-cell adhesion. The record is from RefSeq and is a predicted model, not a curated record. Lineage: Eukaryota; Metazoa; Chordata; Actinopteri; Cypriniformes; Nemacheilidae. The transcript has 6 exons. Bases 109 to 912 code for a protein of 267 amino acids.